GAAAUGAGCAUGAUUUCAUUUGGAAAGGAGUUGGGGGAGCAAAUAUGCUCCAGGUGCUUGACAUCUUGGAUAACGAAAUGCACCAAGGCAAAUUCUGUGAGAUGGUCUAUGUGAAAUUGAAAUAGAUCUGACCUACUGCCACUGAGCAGGUCCUGAGGGCUGGAGGCCUUCUGUCCAACACAGGCAGCUCUACUGUCAUCAGUAGGUGCUUAGUAUCUUCUGUGUAUAUGCUGCCCUUCACCCAGAAGGGUCCCAGAGUUCUAGGGGGAACUGCAGCAGCUGUUUAAUAACACACAACCGUUUAGGACCAGGAAUGAAGAAUAACUUUGCCAAUUGCAAUGGGAGAUGGGGCACAGUGUAAUAAGUGGGCCUUAAGUGAGCCCUGGCUGCUAACACAAGGAGUCACACACAGCUUGAAAAUGGCACUUCCAGCAGCAUGGUGCCCUUGAACAAAAUGCAAGGAAUUGAGUUCAGCGCUGAUUUAGAAAGAGAGUUUCCUCCACUACUGAAUCACCAGCAGCCAGGUGAUCCUUGAGAAAUUUUACAAUAUCCGUAAUCCCAGUGUCCCCUGAGAUCUGGCUCAACCCUUUCCCCCUGCACUAUUAGUGGGUGUGUAGCAGACUUGGAGACGCUAAGCUCCUAAAGGCUCCAGGUUGCUGAUCCUAGUCAGUUAUGUGAGCUUUAGCCAUUGUCUACAGAAGUAGAGAUGUUUCCUGUGCCAUGGACAGAGCAUGCCUGGCUAGCUGGAGAGAGGCAGUGGUCUGAGAACAGAUAGUAGUGGGGAAGUUUUGAUGAGGCCUUUGUGCUGCAGCAGGGCUGGGAUGGACAGAGGGCCAGGACAGUGCUGGAGUGGCCUUUUCCCUGCACUAGGACAGAGAGGGAUAUGAAAUGAAGACAUUUAGCAGGGCAGAGGUUGUGUUGUGUCUUAAUUCCCAGCUAAGGCCAAUAGGGAGGGAGACUCAGCCACACGCUUCCCCCUUCCUGUUCAGGUCAGUUAUUCUUUUACUUAAGGCUAGCAAGAUCCAGCAGGAAGCCCAUUGCCAAAUACAUGCUCUGCAGCUCUGGAGCAGCUGCUGUCCUUUGCCCUGCUGUCUGGAGAGCAGUGACUCAUCACAGGGAUGGCCUGGAAAGUUUAUACAGGGUUAUGCUGCCUUUCCCUUUUCACCUCCAUGGCAUGAGGAGCUUAACCAGGAAGGUAGAAGUGCCAGCCUCAUGCAGCUUGAGGUGUGCGUGUGGGGCUGGGGGGCAGGUUGCUCCCUGUGCUCUCUACCUUCUUUGGUAUGGGGAAUAUGUCUUCCUCAAGGCUCAACCUCUGAGUCCCCCAUGCCCCUGUCUGCCUGGGAAUAUUUUUGCUAGGAACUUGCUCCCCAUACCACCAAAGCAAGGUGGGAGGGUGAGUGGGUCAGCAGGGUUUCUGUGUGUGUCUGAUUCAAACCUCCCUCAUUAUCCAUUUUGAGGGAGGCUGUGAAGCUCUGGGUAUUCAAGGACCUGCACUGUCAUUCCCCAUCUGCUGGGCUGGGGGAGCCGGAAGCAUGAAGCAGCCACUCAGCAAGUAGUGGGCUUUCUACUAUGGUGGCAAGGUGCUUCCCCUGCCCAUCUGCUGCUGGCUGUUUCAAGACACCCUAGUAUCAUGUCUGCAAACAACCAGUGUCUUUCAGCCAUUACCGACCCCUGGAUUCCUCCCUCCCGUUAAGUACCUCUGGGCUUCUCACCUCACUAGGGCCCUUUGCAUUAUUUCUCUGUCCUCUGGCAUUCACCACUCCUUCCAUCUCGGUCUCUCUGAAUGGUGCUGAUGUGACACGUCCAACCGAAGUUAAAUAAAUCCAAUCAUAACUGCAAUCUCUGUACUCCCCACUAUACCCCUCUCCCAACUUAAUACAUCCCUUUUACCUUUCUCCUUUACAGCCUGUUUUCAGUCCACACAGCAGUGUCUUUGUCCAAUGAACUAAGUUUUCAAGUAAGAUUUUUGUGAGCUACAGUCUCAGUCCUAAAUAUGCGAGCCCUAUUGCACUCCAUCCAUCCACCAACAUUGUCACUCUGCCAGUGAGAGCCACCUGGGCUGGCAAACAAGACUUAUUCUUCCUGACUGCCCCGAGGCUACCUAUUGCUCAUGGUUCCAUUGAGUGUUAAUGUCAAGGGAUUUUUCUCUCCCCGUUUGUUACAUUAUUUUGAUAGAGUCGGGUUAGAUACAGGUCCUGUGUCUCAGUUCCUAGGAUCUGCAAUGAGACUGGGCAGGGGCGUUUUCCAGACUGGUCAUGCAAUCAUCUGUUUUGAAUUUGGUAUGGCCGAGGGAGCCAUUUGUCAUGUUACCACAGCAACUUGCAGACUCCUUGGCCUGUGCGGCUAGGAGGUGGGGCUUUGAGGUGGUACCGUCUGGGGUAAGCUGCAUCUUAGUCAGAGGAUCUGCUCUGGGGAUAGCACGACCAGACGCUCUCAGCUCCUGGCACCCUGCUGAGGACAGCAUCUGACUGCUGCUCCACUGAUGUAUCAUGAUGGCAGCAAACAGGAGCCAGAAAAUGCAGAAUGGAAGCACAAAGGAGAAUCUGCUGCAGAGGGUCUUGCAGCUGCCGGUGGUGAAUGCAACCUGCGAAAGCCUUCAGAGGACAUACACCAGCACCAAAGAGGUGCACCCACUCGUGGCAUCGGUGUGUGAGGCCUAUGAGAGAGGAGUCAAGGGGGCCAGCUCGUUGGCUGUGUGGAGCAUGGAGCCUGUGGUGCGCAGACUGGAGCCUCAGUUCACAGCUGCCAACAUCCUGGCCUGUAGGGGCUUGGAUCACCUGGAGGAGAAGAUCCCUGCCCUCCAGUACCCAGUGGAGAAAAUUGCAUCCGAACUGAAGGACUCUAUCUCCAUCCCCAUUCAAACUGCCAGGAGCACCAUUGGCAACUCCAUAGCUGGCACCUUGGACAGGGUCUUGGGGCUGACUGUUGAGGGUUAUGAGCUGACCAGGAGCACAGCAGAAUAUAUCUGGAGCAGCCAGGUUAGCCAGAUGGCAGCUGCCAGGGUAGAUGGAGCCCUGGGACAGCUAGAGAAGCUGGUGGAGUUUCUCCUGCCAGAAGAGGAGCAUGAGCCAGCUCAUGAGCCCACAAGGGUGCGUGGAUCUGAAGUGACGCCCUCCCAGCCACAGCCUGGCAUCUUCACCAGGAUCGGUGCUUUGGCCAGCACCAUCUCCCACCGCGCCUACCAGCAGUCAGCCAGAACCAUCCAGCGCACUAAAGCCGGAGGGCAGGAGCUGACCACAUGGAUUCCAGGCUUGGGUGCCGUGGCCAGGCAGAGCACGGCCAAGGCCCAGCAGGUCCUGUGUGAUGUGCAGAAUGCAGCAGCUGGUUGGCUGAGCAAGGAGCAAAGUAAGGAGCCAGAACAGGAGCAAGAGAAGGAAGAGCUGGAGAAAGAAGAAACCAAAGGAAGUGAGAUGGCUGAGGUUGCCAAGACUCCAAGCCUCCUGGGCAGCAUGGCCCAGAACCUACAAACUGCCUAUCUCUCCGCCAUCUCCAACGUGAAGAGGGUCCCCUCUGCUGCCUGGGGGACAGCUGGGGAGCUGCUCCAACUCACCCCUCGCAAGGCAGCUUCCAUAGCCAGAGAGAAGGUGGGCGCUCUGGGGGAUGCCCUACGCACUGUUACCGGGAGCAUGGUGGAGACCCUGUCCCACUACGUGCAGCUCCCCAGGCUGCUGGCAAAGAAAGAGGAGACGGCGCAUGAGAAUGAUCCCACUCCUGAGCAACACCGAAGUCAGGAGGGCUCCAGGCCUGUGGCUUCCCCAUCCCCGGAGAAAUCCCAGCUGAGAGGAAACUGGCGAGCCAACCGAGCUCACCAUCCCCUCUCCUUCCUGGGGCUGGAGGAUCCCUUCUUCCUGCAGCCGAGCUCCUUCCAGCGCCAGGCUCUACAGCGGAGCCCAACCUUCGAGCCCGACCACCCCAUGACCCGCAAAUCUGCCUUCUCCCCCUAUAGGGAGGGGCUCAGCACCAGGAGGGUGAGCAAAAAUUCAUACCGCUACAGCCCAGAGCCUGUGUACACCAGGGCUAACUAUAGCAACCUCUACACCAUGGCCUUCAAGAAGGACUGAACCGGGGCGGGGGCUGGAGCUCGUUCACUCCCUGCUUCACACAUGCCAGCCUGCACCUGCUGCGCUUAGUGCCUUGUCGAGCAUCAUGCUGUUGGUUUCAGUAUUAGGACCCUCAGGAGUUAAUCUCAAAGCAGUGUUCCCUCUGUACAGCCCCAGCACAGAUAAGGGGACAGGGACGGGGACUUACCUUCACCUCUGGCACCAUGGUCAAUUGCAGCUUGAGGCCAGGAGUGAAAUGAGUUUGACAGUCCCAGCUCAUUCCCUUUCCCAGCAGGCCGGGUGCAUUCAGGCCUGUUUCUGUGUGUCUGCCCAGAAGGGAGCUGGCCUGGAGACUGAGACUGACUUGAGGCCCUGCUUAGUGGGGAGGCCUGCUGUGCAGUAUCACAAUGGCCAUGGGGGGAAAACGAGGGCAGGGUUGCAGUUUGUGUCACUGCCCAUCCCUCCAAGGUGACCCCACAGAGAAAGAAAUGGGGUUGUGCCCUGUUGGCUUCUUUCUGAAGAGAGGUCAGAGGGUCCUCAAUCCCAAAUGCUGCUGGUAUUUUACAGCAGGUGCUGUAUCAGGAAUGUCAGGGCUGGUCUGUGCUGGUUUUACCAGUGAAGCCACUGGGGCUUUUGCAUUAUCCUGGGAGUCUUCUCAGCCCUCAGUUGAAAGGACAAUGUGCUGAAUCCCUAGCAAAGAUGUCCUUUCUCCACCAGGUUCACUGGUCCUUGUAGUUACAUGGCUUGCCAUGUGUGUCAUUCUGGGUUUCUUUUAUUCCCCCAAACUGCCUUGUGAGGUAGAGGCAAUAAGCCGGCUGUAGUGUGGGUCGGGGGAUAGGGGGGCAAUUGCUGGCCCCCUCUUGCGUGUGAUGGGUUGAAUGGCAGUGACACAGUAAGAGGCAGUUUCCUGAGUGGGAAGGUGAGGACUGGAAGCAGGAAAAUGAAGGAAGAAGCAGCUCUACCGUGAGGGAGCAGAGGAGAGGAGAAGGAGGGGGAAGAGGGAGCAGAGAAGAGGGAAAGGAUUGCAGGAAAGGGCAGGAGCUGGGAGGCCAUGUUGCCUAGGGCUGGGCCUUGCUCAGUAGUGCUUAUCUUGCAUGUACCCUGUGUGGGCAGCAGCUGAGGCGGAGGCUUGUCUUUGCACUGUAGGCUGGGGGAGCCGGGUUCUGCUGCAGACCAGCCCCUCCCAUCAGACAGCAGUUUUAUAAAUGCCUGAGGGGGGAACGUGGCUUCCCAUCCUCGUUCCUUCCCACCCUCAUCCCGCGCAGGACAACCCUGCCUCUGGCCUAGUCUUCCUCUGCAGAAGUCACUUGAGACCCAAGGGAAGAAAUCCGUGCUGGACGGCAGGAUCCAUGGGUGGGAGCUCCCCAGAAGCCAGGCCAUCUCCUUGGCCCUCCAUGUGGUGUUAGGGCUUUGUGGAGUCAGUAACAAGGCAUGUGUUAUGCAGUCUAUGGCAUGGGGGAGCUCUUGGAGCCCCUUUCUUCCUAUCCUGUAGGAGCAGCUCAGUAUCCGGGUAGGUUCCCUGCAGGACGGUGAGCUGUAUCCCCCUCCCAGCUGUGUGUUUCCCCAUCCCCCACUCAGGGCAACCGGCUCUUCUAUUUACUGCAAUAAUAAACAUUCCCCACUUG
This is a messenger RNA of Caretta caretta (loggerhead turtle), 5665 nucleotides long. It is a transcript of the gene PLIN1, whose product is annotated as perilipin 1. NCBI's taxonomy places the organism in Eukaryota, Metazoa, Chordata, Testudines, Cheloniidae. The record is from RefSeq and is a predicted model, not a curated record. Gene Ontology annotation, cellular component: lipid droplet. Gene Ontology annotation, biological process: lipid metabolic process.